AUGAAGAUCCUAUAUAUGCCUCCAGUUUUUGCUUCUCCUCAAGUUGCAGUUAAGGUGAAAGAUUUUAUAGACCAUGAGCAUAGAGAGUGGAAGAUUAGGAAUCAUUGGAAGCCUCCCCCUGUCACAUGGUUGAAAGUUAACUUUGAUGCUUCCUUUAGCCAUUCUACUAAUUUAGCUGGUGUAUCUAUUGUUGUUCAUAAUGAUUCAGGGAAGUUCGUGGCAGCCAUGGCCAGGGUCAGAGGAGCACGAGAUAUAGAUCAGGCGGAAGCGUUAGCUCUUCUUAUGGCAGCUCAAUGGAUUCGAGAAAAGGGCUUAAGCAAGAUUAUUGUGGAAGGUGACGACAAAGGUAUAAUGGAAGCUGUUCAAAAGAAUCAUCUAGAUAAUGUAAGAUGGGAAGAUAAGAACUUACUAGCUGAAUGUGUUUCUUUAUUUCAAAGUAUGUGUGAUAUUGUAGUUCAGUUUGUUCCUAGAAGUUGUAAUCUGGUGGCUGAUGACCUAGCUAAGUAUGCUAGAAGGAAUAUAUGUAAUCAAAAAUGGCACUCUCAUCCUCCUCAUAUCCUUAUUCAGUCUUUAAACAAGGACAUGUAUGAGCUGGUUAGUGGAGAGUAG
Molecule: messenger RNA, 609 nt
Organism: Papaver somniferum (opium poppy)
Lineage: Eukaryota; Viridiplantae; Streptophyta; Magnoliopsida; Ranunculales; Papaveraceae
Exons: 3
Coding region: 1-609 (202 amino acids)
Molecular function (GO): RNA-DNA hybrid ribonuclease activity; nucleic acid binding
Source: RefSeq, a predicted model, not a curated record